AAAGGGAAGAGGCUGCAAAGCAUGCUGGGAAGCCUGCGUCCCUCUCAGCUAGGCCCCUGUGGGGAUGGACGUUACCAGGGCCCUUCGGGUCAGAAGGUGGAGCUGAAGCAGCGGCCCCUGAACACCCUGAGGGCUGGGGUUAACCCAGGCACUGUGGUGCUGGGAAAAGUUCUCUUCAGCCUGACCACAGAGGAGAAGGUGCCUUUCACUUUUGGCUUGACGGACUCCGCUGAGGGCUCCUGUUUUGCUGUGACCGUUUACAACAUGGCCCAAAGCUGGGGGGUUCUGAUUGGGGACUCGGUGGCUAUUCCCGAGCCUCACCUUCGGCACCAUCACAUCCAGCAUCAGGCAAGGUGAGCCUGGGUUGCCCUCUCCUUCCACCCUGCCUUUCCGUGCUCCAGCACCUAGCAUGAGCAA
Messenger RNA from Heteronotia binoei (common prickly gecko), 417 nucleotides. Its product is annotated as tetratricopeptide repeat protein 5-like. The transcript has 2 exons. The record is from RefSeq and is a predicted model, not a curated record. NCBI's taxonomy places the organism in Eukaryota, Metazoa, Chordata, Lepidosauria, Squamata, Gekkonidae. Bases 22 to 357 code for a protein of 111 amino acids.